AUGCUGCGCUUCCUCUGGGAGAGCAUCUCCUUCCAGAUGCUCCUUGUCUUCCUCCUUGUCUUCCUGCUCGUCGCUGACUACAUGAAGCACAGAAAGCCAAAGCACUUCCCUCCCAGCCCCUUCUCCCUCCCCUUCCUGGGGCACAUGCACCUGCUGAACUUCAGCAAUCCCCAAACCUCAGUGCAGAAGCUUACUGAAAAAUAUGGGGAAAUCUUCAGCUUGCAGAUAGGCAGCUCAUUGUUUGUGUUUGUAAACGGGCUGCGGCUGGUUAAGGAAGUUCUUGUAAACCAAGGGGAAAACUUCAUAGAUCGUCCUGAAAUUCCUCUCGACAAGGAGAUCUUCAGCAGCAUGGGACUGGUCUCCUCCAACGGGCACUUGUGGAAGCAGCAAAGGAGGUUCACCUUGACCACCCUCCGAAACUUAGGCUUGGGGAAGAGGAGCCUGGAGGAGCGCAUCCGGGAGGAGUGCCGAUACCUCGUGGAUGAGUUUGGGAACCAGCAGGGGAAUCCUUUCAAUCCUCACUUUAAAAUCAAUAACGCCAUUUCAAACAUCAUCUGCUCCAUCGUCUUUGGCAAUCGAUUUGACUACCACGAUGAAGACUUCCAAAAAUUGCUGCAACUGCUGGACAAUACAGUUCAGCUCCAUGGGACCAUCAUGAGCCAGCUGUACAACUGUUUCCCGUCUAUAAUAAAGUUCUUGCCCGGACCUCACAAAACCCUUCUUAAAACCUGGAGGUUGUUGAAGAGUUCCGUGAAAGAGAAGAUUGACAAACACAAGGAGGACUGGAACCCCUCAGAGAGACGGGACUACAUCGACAGCUACCUGCAGGAGAUAGCCAAGGAUAACGGCAGCGGUAGCUUCCAGGAGGAAAACCUUGUGGCAUGCACGCUCGACCUGCUGUUCGCGGGGACCGAGACCACUUCCACAACCAUCCGCUGGGCUCUGCUGUAUAUGGCCACAUAUCCGGAAAUUCAAGCCCGUGUGCAAGCUGAGAUCGAUGCGGUCAUCGGGCAGGCGCGCCAGCCAGCCCUGGAGGACAGGAGCAAUAUGCCCUACACCAACGCCGUCAUCCACGAAGUGCAAAGGAAAGGCAACAUCAUCCCUUUCAAUGCACCAAGAUCAACAGUGAAGGACACUGUCUUGGAUGGCUUCCACAUACCAAAGGGCACUGCUUUGCUCACAAAUUUAACCUCCGUGAUGUUUGACAAGAACGAGUGGGAAACCCCCGACAGUUUUAACCCCGGGCAUUUCCUGAAGGAUGGUCAGUUCUGGAAAAGGGAGGCUUUUAUACCAUUUUCUCUAGGGAAGCGUGCCUGCCUGGGCGAGGUGCUGGCCCGCUCUGAGCUCUUCCUCUUCUUCACGGCUCUGCUCCAGAAAUUCACCUUCCAGGCACCCCCGGACACCACGCUCAGCCUCCAGUUCAACCUGGGCAUCACGAUUGCCCCGCGGCCCUACAAGAUCUGUGCUGUGCCUCGAUAG
Molecule: messenger RNA, 1479 nt
Organism: Gavia stellata (red-throated loon)
Lineage: Eukaryota; Metazoa; Chordata; Aves; Gaviiformes; Gaviidae
Product: cytochrome P450 2J2
Exons: 9
Coding region: 1-1479 (492 amino acids)
Biological process (GO): xenobiotic metabolic process
Cellular component (GO): cytoplasm; intracellular membrane-bounded organelle
Molecular function (GO): oxidoreductase activity, acting on paired donors, with incorporation or reduction of molecular oxygen, reduced flavin or flavoprotein as one donor, and incorporation of one atom of oxygen; heme binding; iron ion binding
Source: RefSeq, a predicted model, not a curated record